CGAGGAGGAGUGGAGCAGAGUGAAUCGGGUCUGUUCAAGAACUCCCGUGUUUUUAUGUCCAUGCCGAACCAUGGUGAGACUCUACGAUCUGGUCUUCAUCACCAUCAGUCACAACGUAUCCUUCAUCGGCAAGGUGUGGUGGGUUCUGAUGGUUCUGGGCCGUGUUCUGGUGCUGUGUCUGGGCGCCUCGAGCCUCUUCCAGGACGACCAGGAGAGGUUUGUGUGCAACAGCCUCCAGCCGGGCUGCUCGGUGGUCUGCUUUGACGUCUUGUCUCCGGUGUGUCUUCUGCGCCUGUGGCUCUUCCAGCUCAUCCUGCUGUGUUUGCCUCACAUCCUGUUCGCCACCUACGUCACCCACAGAACCACCGCUGGCUACCCAGGUGGAGGGGUGCCCAGGUUCUCCUGCGCCUACGUUGUCGCCGUCAUUCUUCGCAUCCUUCUGGAAGUGUCUUUUGGUGCGGGACAGUUCUUCCUCUUUGGUUUGUCCGUCCCGAAGAGCAUGCUGUGCUACGAGCCCCCUUGCAGCUCGGGAGUGGAGUGCUUCGUCUCCAGACCUACAGAGAAGACCCUGAUGCUCCACCUGAUGCUGGCCUUGGCAUCCUUGUCAGCCAUGUUGAGCCUGCUGGACUUGGUCUGCACAAUCAAAGCCACGCUGAGCCGGAGGAGAGCGAGAAGCACGCUGGGUGACAAGUUGUGCAAAGGAGAACAAGGUAGCGUCCCUGAUGGCCUCCUGACCCAAAGAACAAGCCCCAGCGGGACCUCCUUGAACGACCACAAGGAGGAGCCGCCUCUUCCAAUCGGUCAACUCAAGAGGCUUCAAGACUGCAGACACGCUCAGACGGACGUAUCGCCUUUCUCUGUGACGCACUUUGUCCUCCACGACCGGGCCAGAUCACCUGUGUCGCCCUGCAGCAGACCUGCAACGCCCAAAGAGCCGGGCCGGGUCAUAUCCAGUAACAACUGGUCUGCCAAAGACAAGAGGGCGUGGGUUUGAUGGCGACUAGACUUUACUUCUAUUCUACUCAUGUAGUUUUUUAUGUUUACAUCCAAACACUCCUUGAGUCACAAAACUAGAGAUGUCCGAUAUCGGACUGCCGAUAUUAUCGGCCGAUAAAUGCUUUAAAAUGUAGUAUCGGAAAUGAUCGAUGUCGGUUUCAAAAAGUAAAAUUUAUGACUUUUUAAAACACAGCUGUACGGACUGGUACAUGGACGUAGAGAGAAGUACAGAGCCCCUCCCGAAAAUCUCCUGGGGCAACCAUUCUCCCGAUUCCCACCCAGACAACAAUAUUGGGGGCGUGCCUUAAGGGCACUGCAUUUGCAUGCCGGCCCAAUUGCAUAAUAUCUGCUGCGUUUCACACACACAAGUGAAUGCAAGGCAUACUUUCUCAACAGCCAUACAGGUCACACUUAGGGUGGCCGUAUAAACAACUUUAACACUGUUACAAAUAUGCGCCACACUGUGAACCCACACCAAACAAGAAUGACAAACACAUUUUGGGAGAACAUCCGCACCGUAACACAACAUAACAAAUACCCUGAACCCCUUGCAGCACUAACUCUUCUGGGACGCUACAAUAUACCCUCCACCUCCUCAUGCUCUCUCAGGGAGACCAUGUCCCAAAUUCCAAGCUGCUGGUUUGAGGCAUAUUAAAAAAAUUAUGCACUUUUUGACUUCAAUAAUAAAUAUGGCAGUGCCAUGUUGGCAUUUUUUUCCCAUAACUUCAGUUGAUUUGUUUUGGGAAACAUUGUUACAUUUUUUAAUGCAGGGGUGUCAAACUCAAAUACAGAGUGGGCCAAAAUUUAAAACUGAACAAAGCCGCGGGCAGAGGUUGAACAAAUUAUUAAUGGGGACCAAAACAAGUUUUGCGUUGAAUAUUGAACAAGCAAGGCUUAUAUAACUUUAUAGUGACAUGCAAAAUCGAGUCUCAAAUAAUAAUAAUAAUAACAAUUUAAAAAUAUCAAUGGCAUAUCAAACAAAAUUUAAAUAAAAAUCUUGUGCCUCUUUUCUAUUUUCAGCCUUCGGAGGUACAUAUAAAAAAUAAACUAUUUCCACAGGCUCAUAUUAAAUUUGAAAAUAAAAUAACAACGAUUUAAACAAUCAAGCCUUAAAGUAGCAAGAGAAAGUGCAUGAAUAAAACGUUAAUUAUUGCUCAGUUUUCUACACUGAUUUGCUUUAACACUGAAUAUGGAACAAGCAACGCUUACAUAACUUAAUCAUGCAAAAGCAACCAUCAAAAAACAAAUGAAAAAACAUCAAUGGUACAUUAAAUAAAAUUUAAAAAUAAUGCCUCUUUUCCAUUUGCAGUCCUCUGUGGUAAAUAUCAACAUUAACGUUUUCACAGGCCAAUAAAUUUGAAAAUAAAAUAACAAUGAGGUGGGCGGGGCGGGGUGUGUAUAUUGUAGCGUCCCGGAAGAGUUAGUGCUGCAAGGGGUUUUGGGUAUUUGUUCUGUAUGUUGUGUUCAGUGCGGAUGUGUCUGUCAUUUUUGCUUGGUGUGGGUUCACAGUGUGGCACAUAUUGGUAACUGUGUUAAAGUUGUUUAUACGGCCACCCUCAGUGUGACCUGUAUGGGUGUUGACCAAGUAUGCUUGCAUUCAAUUAUGUGUGUGUAAAAGCUGCAUAUAUUACGUGGCUUUGCCGGCACACAGUUUGUAUGGAGGAAAAGUGGACGUGACGACAGGUUGUAGAGGACGCUAAAGGCAGUGCCUUUAAGGCACGCCCCCAAUAUUGUUGUCCAAGUGGAAAUCGGGAGAAAUUUGGGAGAAUGGUUGCCCCGGGAGAUUUUCGGGAGGGGCACUGAACUUCAGGAGUCUCCCGGGAAGUAUUAGCGGUGAAUGCAGUGUUACAGCGGCACUGCCGCUGUAUAAUACCGGCGGGCCAGCUCUAAUGUUAAUUUGAUAUUGCCCCAAGGGCCAAAUUAAAUUACAUGGCGGGCCAGAGUUUGACACCCAUGGUUUAAUGCAUACAGCGGGGCAUCAAAACAAAAUUAGGCAUAAAAACGUGUUGAUUCCACGACUGUAUAUAUCGGUAUCGUUUGAUAUCGGAAUCGGUAAUUUAUAGUUGGACAAUAUCGGAUUAGCGGCAAAAAAGCGAUUAUCUGACAUCUCUACACAAAACCAAUAAAAGGAUUUUGACUCAACUCAACUGGUAUAAGUACCACCUGAGGAAAAAAUUGGCUCUCCACCAUUAUGACCAACAUUGAAAUAUAGUAGCGUAAUAGACCUAAGUAUUGAUUACAAACAUGGCAGCGUAUAUUUAAUAUUUUUGGCCACUGUAACACACAGAUUGAACAGUAACACCGAGUUUAAAGAAAAGAAAAGAAAACAUACUUUAAUCAAGUGAUUCUUUGGCGUAUCACUAGACUGAGCUUGCGUACUACUAGUGGUAGAUGUACCACGGUUUGAGAAUCCCUACUGUAGAUAAAUCAAAAUAGGAUACUUAAGAGGGAGCUGACCUUAGCAGGUUGUUCUUGCAGAGCUCAGCUGUCGGAUGAGGCCCGGCCGACCUCUGAACUUUUCACACGUCCCUGACCCCUCUUCACAUCUAUUUGUCGUUGCUGUCAAUCACCUCAGAAGACAUUUGACCCAAAACCAACAUGCUUGAAUUAUUUGUCCAUAAAGAGUUUGCAGGCAUUAGAUACACGUGACUGUUACAAGUCUGGCCACUUCAUAAGGCAUUCGCUUAAGUACUCUUAACUACUUCUUGAAGACUUCUGAGCUCACAUGAACACACAAAUUGUUUCCUUACCAAACCUAACUGUUAAAAUGACUCAAAUGGUUGUAAAUGCUGUAAUUUCCGGGUUGUAGCAUUAGCUGAUUACCAUAACGACCGUUGAAUAUUAUUAUUUACGAAACUGCAAAAAUUAUCCACAGUUAAUGUGUACAGCGAAAAACAUAUUUCUAUGGUCGCAUACAUGAACAGCAAAAUAAUUGUUCAAAAAUACCUUGUCAUUUUAGUGAGUAGGCAUAUAUUAUUUCUAGCAUUUCUGGGUUGGAGCUUUCGCUGAAUAGCAUGACAUUGCUAAAAACAUUUGUCCAAAGGCCAAAAACAAACUGCAUGUAAAGUUAAAAAAUACAUACAUACAUGUGUGUGUGUGUGUAUAUAUAUAUAUAUAUAUAUAUAUACACACACACAAUGCAUGUAUGUAUGUAUGUAUGUAUAAAUAUAUAGCAUUUCUGGGUUGGAACUUUCGCUGAAUAGCAGGACAUUGCUAAAAACAUUAGUCCUGAGGUCAAAAGCAGACUGCAUGACAAAGUAAAAAAAAUAAAUAAAAAAUAUAUAUAUAUACACAUACAUUAAUAUAUAAAUAUGCACAUACACACAUAUUGUACAUAUAUAUACAUGUA
Molecule: messenger RNA, 4345 nt
Organism: Nerophis ophidion (straightnose pipefish)
Lineage: Eukaryota; Metazoa; Chordata; Actinopteri; Syngnathiformes; Syngnathidae
Product: gap junction gamma-1 protein-like
Exons: 2
Coding region: 71-994 (307 amino acids)
Biological process (GO): cell communication
Cellular component (GO): connexin complex
Source: RefSeq, a predicted model, not a curated record